CUGGAGCACAGUGGUGCGAUCUCACUGAAACCUCUGCCUCCCGAAUUCAAGCGAUUCUCCUGCCUCAGCCUCCCAAGUAGCUGAGAUUACAGGUGAGCGUUACCACGCCCGGCUAAUUUUUGUAUUUUUAGUGAAGACGGGUUUCACCAUGUUGGCCAGGCUGGUCUCGAACUCUUGACCUCAAAUGAUCCACCUGCCUCGGCCUCCCAAAGUGUUGGGAUUACAGGCAUUAGCCACUGCACCCAGCCAAUUCCCGGGACACUUUGAGAGUCAGGCGCUCUCCCCUCCAGAGCCUAUUAAGGGGAGAUGACAGGGCUGCUCUCUCCCACACACUGCCCAGGCUCCAGGAACAAUAGGACCGACCAUAGAGAGGUACUGUUUCAGCUCUCCUUUCCCUGUGACUGUUGUUAGCCCUUUCCACCUAUUUUUGGAGAAAAAAAACAAGUUUAAGUAUUAAGGCAUCUGGGGAGACAUGUUCACUCCAAAAUAGGACUUGUGAAGAGGAGGUCGGCAGAAUUGCCGUGGGUGUGGGGUGCACACUGAAAAUGCCACGCUCCUUCCUGGUGAAGAGCAAGAAGGCUCACACCUACCACCAGCCCCGUGUGCAGGAGGAUGAACCGCUCUGGCCUCCUGCCCUUACCCCGGUCCCCAGAGACCAGGUUCCAAGCAACGGCCCUGUCCUCAGCACCCUAUUCCCAAACCAGUGCCUGGACUGGACCAACCUCAAACGAGAGCCGGAGCUAGAGCAGGACCAGAACUCGUCCAGGAUGGCCCCGGCACCAGAGGGCCCCAUUGUGCUGUCCCGACCCCAGGAUGGGGACUCUCCACUGUCCGACUCACCCCCAUUCUACAAGCCCAGCUUCUCCUGGGACACCUUGGCCUCAACUUAUGGCCACAGCUAUCGGCAGGCCCCCUCCACCAUGCAGUCAGCCUUCCUGGAGCACUCUGUCAGCCUGUACGGCAGUCCUCUGGUACCCAGCACUGAGCCCGCCUUGGACUUCAGCCUCCGCUACUCGCCGGGCAUGGAUGCGUACCACUGCGUGAAGUGCAACAAGGAGCGCAGCUUCGAGUGCCGCACGUGCGGCAAGGCCUUCAAGCGCUCGUCCACGCUGUCCACCCACCUGCUCAUCCACUCAGACACGCGGCCCUACCCCUGCCAGUUCUGCGGCAAGCGUUUCCACCAGAAGUCGGACAUGAAGAAGCACACCUACAUCCACACGGGUGAGAAGCCGCACAAGUGCCAGGUGUGUGGAAAGGCCUUCAGCCAGAGCUCCAACCUCAUCACCCACAGCCGCAAGCACACAGGCUUCAAGCCCUUCAGCUGUGAGCUGUGCACCAAAGGCUUCCAGCGCAAGGUGGACCUGCGGCGGCACCGCGAGAGCCAGCACAAUCUCAAGUGAGGCUGCGCCGGCUCCCAGCUCCUGGCCAGCCUGCCCUGCGGUCCUGUCACCUGGAGGCCAGCCUCACAUGCCCAAAUCUCCAGUCUCGUGGAGGUGGGACUGGACAGGAGUCUUCCAGCUUGUUUUGAGACUCAUGAAAUUGCUGUGUGACCUUGGGCAAGUCACUUUCCCUGUCUGGAUCAACAUUUCUCCUGCUGCCAAGUGUGGGAGCCUGGCUGGGUCUUUCUCAGCACAAGUUGUUUCCAGGUGUGGUCAGGUGCCUUCCGCUAGCAGAGCACAGAAAGCUAGAAUACCCCCAGGGAGACAGGGAUGCCAAGAGUAGACCAGAGCUGGGACCCACAGACAGAACCUCCACCUGCCUGCUGCCCACGGAGCUAGGACCUGGUCACCUUGGAUUUUAGCGGGCCUCUUUCUGGCUAUAACAGGCAGAGUCGGAGCUGCCUCCCACCCCAGUCAGAAGCCUGGCACCCCCUCUGCUUCGGCCAGAUGUGCUGGCUGACUCUGACUCCGACCAGCACUCAGCUGGCCACUGGGGAUUCCAGCUCUACAACCAGGCCAUGAGGCUGGAGAAACUGGCAGUUAUUGCUGUCAAAAGCCUGUUCUCUCAACUGCUGUCAAUAAAAUUAAAGAUACAGA
Molecule: messenger RNA, 2036 nt
Organism: Pongo pygmaeus (Bornean orangutan)
Lineage: Eukaryota; Metazoa; Chordata; Mammalia; Primates; Hominidae
Gene: GFI1B
Product: growth factor independent 1B transcriptional repressor
Exons: 6
Coding region: 546-1400 (284 amino acids)
Biological process (GO): regulation of transcription by RNA polymerase II
Molecular function (GO): DNA-binding transcription factor activity, RNA polymerase II-specific; RNA polymerase II cis-regulatory region sequence-specific DNA binding
Source: RefSeq, a predicted model, not a curated record